AUGAAGGGAGACUCUGAAGCUAUACAAAAGGCAUUAGAAGUUAAUACUGCUUUGAAGGAGAAGAGUUCCUAUUUGACUGAACAAAUAUAUUUAAACCUGACAACAGAUUGCCAAAAAUUCAAACAAUUUAGAAAAUAUAUUACUAUUCCUAUGCACAAGGAAGAAGAGGAUUUUCCAAUUGCAUAUUCGAUGGUCAUUCAUGAGAACAUUGAGACGUUUGAGAGGCUAUUGAGGGCAAUUUAUGUUCCGCAGAACAUCUAUUGUAUCCACGUGGAUGAAAAGUCUACAGCACAGUUCAAGGAAGCAGUGAAAGCUAUCACCUCAUGCUUUGAUAAUGUUUUUGUGGCAUCUAAAUUGGAGAAAGUGGUCUAUGCUUCUUGGUCAAGAGUCCAGGCUGAUCUCAACUGCAUGGAGGAGCUACUUAAAAGUAACAUUCAAUGGAAAUACCUUCUAAACACUUGUGGCUCAGAUUUCCCACUAAAAACGAAUGCUGAAAUUGUGCGUGUUCUGAAAACAUUAAAUGGAAAAAAAAACACAAUGGAAUCUGAAAGACCUUCACAAACGAAACAAACACGCUGGAAAUUUCACUAUGAAGUAGGGAAAUUUCACUAUGAAGUAGGUGAUUACAUUUCUAAAACUAAUACUGAAAAAAUGCCAUCACCAAUUACAAGCCCAAUGUUCACAGGAAGUGCUUACAUUGUGGUGUCCAAAGAUUUUGUGAAGUAUAUAUUUGAAGAACCAGAAGUUCAAAAGUUUAUAGAUUGGGUCAAAGACACUUACAGUCCCGAUGAACACCUUUGGGCCACUUUGAACAGAAUGCCCGGUGUUCCAGGUUCCUCUCCAUACAAUGGAAAGUAUGAACAAUCAGAUAUGAAUGCAAUGGCUAGAAUGGUUAAAUGGUCUUACGGUGAGGGUGACAUAGCUAAAGGGGCUGCUUACCCUCCUUGUACUGGAAUUCACAGAAGGGCAGUAUGUGUCUAUGGUGCUGGAGAUCUCAGCUGGCUAAUUAAACAACAUCACCUCUUUGCCAACAAAUUUGACCCAAAGGUAGAUGACACUGCUAUGCUAUGCUUGGAGGAAUAUUUACGAUAUAAAAUCUUAUACCGCAAUAAUUUAUAG
Molecule: messenger RNA, 1119 nt
Organism: Staurois parvus
Lineage: Eukaryota; Metazoa; Chordata; Amphibia; Anura; Ranidae
Source: the annotation of a GenBank genome assembly